UAGUGGUUCUUUAUGAUCAGUUCGUUCAGGAAUAGUAAGCCGAGGUUAACAGUGAAAAUUUCGAAUAUGAAACGAAGCCCAAGUCGGGAUUCACCGCCUUUGCGGAGUAAAAGAUCGCGGUCGAGUAUGAGGCGUUACGACGAUAGCUCGGACGAACGAGUGACACCCGAAAGGAUUCGUCGGCGCUCGCCCAGAGGUAGAUCACCUCCGAGUCCACGGCGGUAUGCCCUGGAACGGGACGAUUAUCGCUCGCGCGGAUUGGAAAAAGCCUACCCGAGUUUCAAAGUGUUGUGUGUGAGUGCAUUGCACCCGAAAGCUAGCGACGAGCUUAUCAAGGAUACCCUCUACCGAGAGUUUAAAAAGUUUGGUGAUCUGAGCAUUCGAAUCUCCCAUGAUUUGGAUGAGAGAUUGGCAUACGUGUGUUUUCGGAGUAGCGAAGACGCCCGAGACGCCAAGCAUAAUAAAUCUAGAAUAAUUUUAUUUGAUAAGGUAGCCUUAGUCGAACCUGUGUUCGAGAAGAGAAGUAGUGCAGAAUUGUACCGGGGUCAUAGUCGACCUCGCUCCAGGAGCAUUACUCCCGAGUAUGAUAGAUACUACCGCCGCUCACCUGUCCCUGAUCACCACCGACCUUUACCUCCUGAUAGGAUAUACGAUCGAGGCUAUCCCCCGCCUGUUCCCCUUCCUCCGCAUCGAGGAGAAUUUAUAAGGCGGGAAGGUCCGAUCCUACCUCCUCAUGAUCCCUUUCUACCGAGAGGCCCGCCCCUCCACCCUCAUCAUCAUCCCCAUCCCCUUCCCCCACAUCAUUUGCCUCCCGGACCUCACGGCCCGUAUGGACCACCGCGUCACAUGAUGAUCCCUCAUUUCAAGCCGCCUCCUCACCACUUCGUCGAUGAAAUGAAGAAGAAAGAUAAGUUCCCAAAUUACUUGCAUCAUGUGCCUCCAGAGGAAGAUCCACUUGCCACCAGGACCUUGUUUGCAGGAAACUUAGAGAUAGGUAUCACAGAGGAAGAGUUAAGACGAAUUUUUAACCGUUACGGUAUUGUAGAAGAUAUCGAUAUCAAAAGACCAUUACCAGGCACUGGUAAUGCUUAUGCCUUUGUACGCUACCAGAACUUGGACAUGGCCCAUCGCGCCAAAGUGGAACUCUCAGGACAAUACAUAGGUAAAUUCCAGUGCAAGAUAGGUUAUGGCAAAGCGACACCGACCACAAAAAUAUGGGUUGGUGGUCUUGGACCUUGGACUUCCAUUUCUCAAUUGGAAAGAGAAUUUGACAGGUUUGGAGCCAUCCAAAAAAUUGACUAUGUCAAAGGUGAUACGCAGGCCUACAUUUUGUAUAAUUCAAUUGAUGCUGCAACUGCUGCUGUUAAAGAAAUGCGAGGGUUUGCCCUUGGAGGACCAGAGCAUAAGUUACGAAUUGAUUUUGCUGAUGUUGCCAACUAUCCCGGUAAGAGUCGCUCAUCGUAUCCUGAAGAUAUGGCCUCUGGAGCAGGUGAUUUCAGAUCUCGCUCUAGUGAUUUUGCCAGUUAUGAUUCGCCAUAUGAUCCAUGGACGGAGAGUGACCCGUACGGAUCAAGAGUGUCCAGGGGCCGAGGCAGCAACCGCAGAGGUGGGUAUCGAGACGGCUAUGAUGAUGAUCUAGCUAGACACCCUGAUUACGACAGAAUGAAGAGUGAACCCCGUUCCAGGUCCCGUUCGCCUAAACACCGAUCCAUGGACAGUGACUCAGGCUCGGAGAGUGGUCGUGCCAAUGGAAUCUUAGGCUCAUCUAGGACACUCGUAGACCUUGCAAGAAGAUGUAUUAGUGUUUGGAGUGGUGCACUUAUUCUCAAGAAUUCUCUGUUUCCAGCCAAAUUUCAUCUCACCGACGGAGAUCCUGAAGUUGUUGAUACUCUCAUGAAAGAUGAAACCGGUAAACAUCUCCUACGAAUUACUCAGAGACUUCGACUUGACCAGCCAAAAUUAGAAGAUGUUUCCAAACGUAUAGCCACCUCCAAUUCACAUGCUAUCUUCUUGGGUUUACCAAGCUCUGGUUCGUCUAUUACGAGCGAUGAUGCCUCUGUUCAGACUCGGCCUCUCAGAAACCUGGUGUCUUAUCUGAAGCAGAAAGAAGCUGCUGGAGUUAUUUCUUUAAUUCAGAAAGACACAGAAGUAACAGGAGUGCUGUACGCAUUUCCCCCAUGUGCAUUCUCUGCAGAACUUUUGAAACGGACCGCUCAUAGCCUCACGGAAGAUAGUUUAAAAGAAGAUCACCUUGUCGUUGUUGUGGUUAGAGGGGGCACGGCUUGAAUCAUCUCAAACUGAGCAUCAUCAGCAAAAACCUGUAGAUACUUGUUUUGUAUUAUUAGUCAUUUCAGUAUCAUUGCUAUAUUGAUAUGUCUUAGUCACUUUAGAUUUAUGUACCUAAUUUGAAUUGCAGCGGAAAAUUACUGGAUACUGUGGACUAGAAUAUCGCAAGGGUUUUUUUGUCAUUAGGUUCUUUUACUGCGCUUUUGUAUAGUUUACGCUGACCUCUUGAGAUCAAGACUUUACUUUCUAUAUACUUAUUUAUUAUUUAUUUAUUUUUAUUUUUUUCCUCGGGUUUUUGAACCUAUGCCUAUCAUUUAAUGUACCUAUUUUAUCUUUUAUUGUUUUUUGAGAUAGUGAGAUUGACUUUUCUAUUCUUGUUACACUCCUUUAUUUAUGUAUAUAUAUAAAAAAAUUUAUUUGAAUAUUUUGGUAUUCAGCAAUUUUAGAGAAUCGUCAUACAAUCAAGUUAAACCUCAGCAUCCUCCCAAGUUUUUUUUUUACAUUUUUUACCCCCAUCCUGUCGGCAUGAUACUCUUUUUGCUUAGCUAAUAAGUGGGCUGCUCAUCAAGAUCGUAAUCUUAUCAAGUGUAUAAAUACAUUCUACUCACUUUAAUUGUUAAAAAUUACACUUCAUGUGUGACAUUUCUAUCAACCAGACUGCACAUUUAAGUGCUCACUUUAACCUAGGACAUAGUAUUUUCACAAAGAAUAAGAAAUGGAUCAACUGCUUUUCAUUUUUAGACAAAACAAAAUCUUAGUAGACUCUGGUAUUUGUCACUAAGAUUGUUGGUAAUUUUUUCUCACAGCUGGGUGAUAUUAUUUUAAUUUUUUGUUUUGUUAUAAAUGUAAUGGACUCAUUGGCUCAAUCGCACUAGGUUCAUUCAAAGGGGAAAAAAAAGAAAAAACUUUUUGACUAGCUCUUAUCCACACAAGGAAAGUAGUAGCACAUGUGUUGUUUCUAAAAUUAACCCGAAAUAGUUCCUUAUUGCAAACUGUAGUAAAAUUUUGCAAAUGUAUACUUACAAUUUUCUGGGUCAAAAUAAUUAAGAUAGUGUCAGCUGUGUUCUGCCAAAGUCUCCAUUACAUUCUAAACUGUUGAAAUCCCUUAUGUGUGACCUAAUGUAAACCAAUAUCUUUUUAAAAAUGAUGAUCAAAUUUCUUUUUGGUAGGAAGGGAAGCAAUAUUAUUAAUGGUACCUGUUGAUCAACAUUGGUAGGUAUGUAAUGGUCUUAAAGACAUAAAUUUACAAGCAAUCACGUUUUUGUUUUUCUACCUGUACCGUAAGUGAUUUUGCCUGGUUGCCUGUUGUUGGCUUAGCAUAAAAUAUUACCAGAUAGCAAUCAUUUCACUUACAAGGGGUGGCUCAUAGGAGGCCACCUUUGAUAUUGAAAAGCUUGCAGUCAAAAAUAGUGUAAGUCUUGCUAAUAGAUGAGUGCCUCAUAGUUUCUAAAAAGAGGCCCCCCAUACCUUCUAAAACUUUUUCAGAAAACCCUCCCUGCAACUAACUUUUGCCAUAUUCACUCAAAGUACUUCAGUGCUCUUAAAUUAAAAACCAUUUUUGGACCAUUUUUCUGGGGGUAUUGGGGGCUUUUUCGCGUGAACAGAGAAAGCACAACUGUCAAUCAGCUUAGCACAAUCUUAGCAGCAGCACAACAUGUGAUCAGCUUUUCUGGUUGCAAUUUGUGCUGCUUACCUCAGCUCAGUUGAAGGUGGCCACUUCUGAAUUCUCCUUUGCUCGUGUUAUUAAGCCUGCACCAUGAUCUGAAGCAGAGCUUCAGUAAAAUCAAUAAUUUACACUUCACUUUUGUCAAGCUUUAGUUCAAAGCAACGUUGCAUCUGGAUUUUGUGUCAUAAAAUUGCAAACCUCCAUUCAAAAUCUGUAAAUAAGACCUUUCUAUCCAUGCCCUGCAUUUCUGUAACAUUGUUUUGAAAAUUAACUAUCCAAAGGAAAAAGGAAACUGUCAUCUAGUCUAUGGAAUUGUAAUUUUAGUGGAGCAAUUUGUAUUAAGUCAAAUGAAAAAACAAUUGUCAAGAAUUUGACAGGAAACUUUCUCGAGUAACUCAAAGAAGAAAUAACAAUUGAUUUAGUGCAUUUUGUGUCAGUUGAGGGGGCAAAAUUGCAUUUUAACAAAUUUUACUUCAAUAAUACAAUGCACCCAUUAAAUUUUUGUACUUACAGCACUCCUCUAUCCUUCAGUGUCAAUAACUGAUUUCUUAGUUUUGUGGACUAAAGUUCCUUUUCCUACGGACGGUCACCAACAUUUCUGCUGGAAUUAUCGCAGCCAAAGGUAUCUCAUUUGUGAAGAGCAUGGCAAAUAUGAUACCAACAGUGUCGGCAAGAAUGAUAUUUCAUUUCAUUUGUGGCACUAAAAAAAAAUGCACUUAAAAUAUAAAAAUAGUUUUAUUUCUGAGAACAGAAACAAUUACUUUCCCAGAAACUUUGAUUUUCUAUGCACCGCAAAAAAAUUUCUCAACUAAUUACUUACAUGUCCAAAUAAUUUACUUCCCUUCCAAUAAAUGGAAGUACGUAUUGUAGAAUUUUUUACUUAACAUUUAUUGAGAAAAAUCCUCACUUGUUGAUAAGUUGAAAAAGCCCUAUUAUAAGUGAAGCAUUAUUAAGGUUCACUCAUCAUAUUUUCAGACUGAGAGCUCAAAUAUUGGAAAUCACCAAUAAGUGUCUUGUUUUACGUGCCAUGGGCAUACAGAUCGGUGUAUUCACUAUGAACUGUAACAGUCAGUAAGUCUCGUUUGAGCUAUGUAUGAGAGAACUCUGCCCUUCACAUUCAAAGCCAACUGGUAAAUUCAUCUUUGUCAAGCUCUGAUAUUUUGGGUAUCAUUUCAUGUAAAAUCUGUUCGUUACUCUUGUGUUGUUAUGAUAACCUAAUUUUUAAUCCAGUGUCAAGCUUUCUCUUCCAUUGAUCGGGAGUGCCAAGUGAAGCCUGGAUUGGUGUUUCGCGUCGUUUGUCUGUGUCCCGCAACACGUAGCCCACCAAGUGCUCUGAUCAUCUGAAUGUUUCUAUCGUUGCGCAGUGUUUUGCCGGUUCCUCAAUCAUUCAACAUCAAAUGCGACAUACUACGGAUUGCAGCUCAAUCUUCGGUUUUUGAGUAUCUAUUGUCAAGCCCAAUCUUGCUUUUUUUUCAAUUAAUCAUCAAACCAAAAAUAUUCAUUUCGCGUUAUGUGCAUUAAGAAAGUAGUGUUUUUCUUGUGCUUUUAUCCUGCGGAUUUUUCGCCCCCAAAUUUUCAUUUUGUUAUACUUCAAAGUGUAAAGCAUCCGAAUGUGUGAUUCUAUUGGAUUCAAAUAGAUUAUGAAUAUAUUUAAACGAAAAA
This is a messenger RNA of Bemisia tabaci, 5614 nucleotides long. It is a transcript of the gene nito, whose product is annotated as RNA-binding protein spenito. Gene Ontology annotation, molecular function: RNA binding. NCBI's taxonomy places the organism in Eukaryota, Metazoa, Arthropoda, Insecta, Hemiptera, Aleyrodidae. The record is from RefSeq and is a predicted model, not a curated record.